Molecule: messenger RNA, 1912 nt
Organism: Oncorhynchus gorbuscha (pink salmon)
Lineage: Eukaryota; Metazoa; Chordata; Actinopteri; Salmoniformes; Salmonidae
Product: hemoglobin subunit beta-2-like
Exons: 3
Coding region: 1396-1839 (147 amino acids)
Biological process (GO): oxygen transport; hydrogen peroxide catabolic process
Cellular component (GO): blood microparticle; hemoglobin complex; haptoglobin-hemoglobin complex
Molecular function (GO): oxygen binding; oxygen carrier activity; heme binding
Source: RefSeq, a predicted model, not a curated record
UUUAAGUCAAAAUGUAUGUCGGCCACUCAGGAACAUUCAACGUAGUCUUGGUAAGCAAUUCCAGUCUAGAUUUGGUAUUGUGUUUUAGGUUAUUGUCCUGUUGAAAGUUGAAUUAAUCUCUGUAUUCAGUUUAUUUGUAUCCAAGAAAACUCCCUAGACAAGCAUAUCCAUAAGGUAAUGCAGCCACCACCAUCCCUGAAAAUAUGAAGAGAGUUACUGAGUGAUGCGUGUUGGAUUUGCCCCAAACAUAAUGCUUUGUAUGCAGGACAACAAUUUAAUUUCAAGUUUUCAGUUUUACUGAAAUGUCUUUUGCAGACAGGAUGCAUGUUUUUGACUAUUUUUAUUCUGUACCGGUUUCCCUCUUUUCACUCUGUCAUUUAGGUUCAUAUUGGAGUCAAUACAAUGUUGUUGAUCCAUCCUCAGUUUUUUCCUAUCCACAGCCAUUAAACCAUGUAACUGUCUCAAAAUCACCAUUGCCCUCAAGGUGAAAUCCCUGAGCAGUUUCCUUCCUUUCUGGCAACUGAGUUAGGAAGGACACCUGUAUCUUUGUAGUGACUGGGUGUAUUGAUACACCAUUCAAAGUGUAAUUAAUAACUUCACCAUGCUCCAAAGCAUAUUCAGGAUCUGCUUUUUAAAUUUGUACCCAUAUACAGUAGGUGCCCUACGUUGGGAGACAUUGGAAAACCUCCCUGGUCUAUGUGAUUGAAUAUGUGAAAAUUCACUACUCAAUUGAGGGACCCUACAGAUAAUUGUAUGUGUGGGGUACAGAUAUGGGGUAGUCAUUUAAAAAUCAUGUUAACCACUAUUAUUAAACACGGAAUGAGUCCGAGCAACUUAUUAUGUCACUUCUUAAGCACAUUUUUAAUCCUGAAUUUAUUUAUUGUUGCCAUAACAAAGGAGUUGAAUACUUAUUGACUCAAUACAUUUGAGCUUUUAUUUAAAAAAAUAUAUAUAUAAAGUUCUACAAACAAGAUUCCACUUUGACAUUAUGCGGUAGUGUGGGGAGAUCAGUGACACAACAUCUCAAUGUAAUCCAUUUUAAUUCAGGCUGUAACGCAACAACAAAAAAGCAAAUUAAAGCAAAAGGGUGUGCAUAAUUUCUGAAGGCACUGUAUGUAUCGGCUAUAACCUGAGAGUUACCCUCAGAAUCUAUAUUUGGUUUCCUGAAAUGUUUUUUGCUGUUUCACGGAAAUCCACCUUAAGGAGGACCUAUUCGACAAUGUUCAACUAUGUAUUAUCUAAAGCGAGAUGGGUUAUCUCCAACCAAUCAUAUGACAUUUUUCGUUUUGUGGGCGGAGUGCAAAAAUACCAUAAAACUAAAGAUAUUUCCGAUUUUUUUUCAUGAUUCCUAUUCCCUAUUCUCACUAGAACCUAAGCUAAAUCAUCACGAGCAACAUGGUUGAGUGGACAGAUGAAGAGCGCGCGGCCAUCUCCAACAUCUUCUCCAAACUAGACUAUGAAGACAUUGGCCAAAAGUCCCUGUCAAGGUGUCUGAUCGUGUACCCCUGGACCCAGAGGUAUUUCGGGGGCUUCGGCAACCUGUACAACGCAGAGGCCAUCAUGAACAACCCUCUGAUUGCUAAGCACGGCACCACGGUGCUGCACGGUCUGGACAGAGCUCUGAAGAACAUGGACGACAUCAAGAACACGUACGCCGAGCUGAGCGUUCUGCACUCCGAGAAACUGCACGUGGAUCCCGACAACUUUAAGCUGUUGUCUGACUGUCUGACCAUCGUCAUCGCUGGGAAGAUGGGCAACGCAUUUACCCCCGAAUAUCAGGCAUCCUUCCAGAAGUUCUUGUCAGUGGUGGUGUCUGCUCUGGGCAGGCAGUACCACUAGAGUCAGUCUCCAUAUAGCUGGCCGAGGAGACAGCCUGUGUGCUCAUGUGUUUCACUCUUCAAUUAAUAAAUAA